AUGAAUGAAUUUGAAGCUCAAACUACAAAUAAUAAUAAUAAUAAUAAUAAUAAUAAUAUUCAUCAUAGAAAUAGAUCACGUCAAAAUAGAUCAAGUGGAAACAAAGAUUUUUCAGGAAAUGUCGAACAACAACCAUUACAUCAUCGAUCACAUUCAAGACCACGUAAUGCUGUGCCAUUACAUCGUCGAUCAAAUUCAAGAACACAUGAUGAUGAGCCAUCGCGCUCGACACAACAUGAAUCUCGACAACAACGACGAUUUAAUUAUGAACAUUAUAAACGAAUUGGUGUCAAUGCUGGUUGUUAUUUUCCUACUAUUCAAUUUAGUAUACAUCAUGAUCCAUUUCGUUUAACAAAUAAUAAUAUACCAAAUAUUAAAAAUCGAAUAAAACAAAUAGUUGCAUUACUUAUUGAAUUUUUUCUUUCACAUCAAAUAACUGUUUGUUAUGGAAAUAUCGAUUCAAAUAUUGGAUCAAAACCAUAUUUAUUUUUUCAAGAAGAAAUACCUCAUUUUCCAUCACUUAUCAUGAAAUAUUCAUGGCAAAUGCUUUCUAGUGUUGGAUAUCGGUUACAAAUUCAAAUAAGUAAAGAAAAUUUUAUCGAAAAAUUACAUAAAUUAAGUAAAGAAGAACAUAAUCCUGAUGAAUUAUUUUAUCGUGUAUGUGUUUAUCUUUCAAGGAUAUUUUCAUUAAAACCAUUUGUUAACAUAAAUAAAGAAUUAGAACAUGCUAUAAUUCAAUCUCAACAAAAGCGAGAUGAUUGUGCUUAUGGUUUAAUUAGUAAAAUAGAUAUUGAAGAAAUAAAUGAAGCAUAUAUACCAUCAGUAUCAUUAACACCAACAACAAUUCGAAUAAAACCAUUAAAAUUAUGUCGAACAAAUCGAGUUCUUCGAGCUACUAAACAAUUUGGUUCAGCACUUUAUCAUUUUGUUCUUGUUGAUAUUCGGGAUGAAAAUGGUCGAAAUUUACUAUCAUUUCAUUUUCGAGAUUUACAUUCAUUAUUACUUGAUUAUUUGGAAAAUGGUUUUAUACUAAUGAAUAAUAAUCGAAAAUAUAAAUAUUUACAUCAUUCUCAAUCACAAUUACGGGAAAGACAAUUUUGGUUUUAUCAUCAUAAUGAUUAUGAUAAAGAUCUAAGAAAAAAAAAUCUAAGUUUUUCUGAAGCUUAUAAAUGGAUGGGUAACUUCGAUAAAGAGAAAAAUCCAGCUAAAUAUGCUGCACGUAUGGCACUUUGUUUUACAACUACAAAAGCAACUGUUCAAGUGCCAAAAAAUAAUGUCGAACUAGGAAAAGACAUCGAGAUCACAAUCGGUGAUAAAACUUUAAUAUUUACGGAUGGUUGUGGUAAAAUGUCAUUUGAAUUGAGAGAUAAAAUAAAACAAUUACUUCGUAUUCGAAAUGAUUUCAGUGCUGUUCAAUUUCGUUAUGAUGGUGCUAAAGGUGUUGUCAGUAUUCAUCCAGAUAUGCCAAAAAAUAUUCAUUUAUCCAUUCGUCAUAGUAUGAAAAAAUUCAAUAGUGAUCAUGAUUAUUUUGAAGUAUGUAAACUCUCAGCACCUCGACCAAUAUAUCUUAAUCGACAAGCUAUUCUUCUUUUAUCAUAUCGACAAAUAUUUGAUUCAGCAUUUCUUAUACUUCAACAACAAAAUCAUCUUACACUUAUUCGUUCUCUUUUACGAAAUUCUGAUGCAGAAAAAUUAAUUCUUGAAAAAGUACCAUCAUGGUUUUUACCUAAAGAUAUACAUGAUGCAAAUAUUGAUUUUAUUCAUGAACCAUUUUUUCGACAAUUACUUAUUAAUUCAUGUUUACAAUCAACAAAAGAUUUACUUCAACGAACUCGUAUUCAAGUUCCAUCAAAUAAAGGUCGAAAUAUGUUGGGAAUUGUUGAUGAAUAUAAUGUUC
Rotaria sordida is the source of this 1897-nucleotide messenger RNA. The record is from the annotation of a GenBank genome assembly. NCBI's taxonomy places the organism in Eukaryota, Metazoa, Rotifera, Eurotatoria, Philodinida, Philodinidae.